Vitrella brassicaformis is the source of this 4758-nucleotide messenger RNA. The record is from the annotation of a GenBank genome assembly. NCBI's taxonomy places the organism in Eukaryota, Vitrellaceae.
UGAGACCAAGCCUCUCACGCCUGCCCUGCCUGAGUCGUUUUUCUUACCUGCCUGCCUCCCGCCCCCUGACUGACUGACUUGCCUUCCGCUUUCCUCUCCCUCCUGCGCCCGGCCGUCCGUCGUUGGCCUUUUCUUUGUUUGUAGAUUACUUUGGCGCUUGUUUGAUUGACCGACCGGUUUCUGUGCGUGUGUGAGGGGCGUGCGUGAGUGUGUGUGUGUGUGUGAUGUGGCUGCUGAUAUAUUUGUGAGUAAUCAUCGUCUGUUGCGGUCCGGUGCGGUGAGGUGCGGUUCGGUGGAUGCGUGGAGGUGGCGUUGAUCCAUGCGGUCGAUGGUGCGGAUAUCGGCCUCAAGGGACCAGUUCUACAAGACCAAAAUAUGCCCACACCACUCCGCCGGUGAGCGAAGCGAGCCACCUCCGAGCAAAGAGGGCAGACACAGACCAGACAACAAACUAACUGUCGGGUGUGUGUGUGUGUGUGUGUAUGUGUGUCUUUGUGUAGGCAACUGUCGGCGUGGCGACGAGUGCUACUACGCUCACAGUGAGGAGGAGCUGAGGACGCCCCCCAACCUCCACAAGACACGGCUAUGCGACCGAUGGAUGCAGGUGCCCAACACAUGCAUCACAUCACACGCAGAGAGAGUAGAGGAUGCACUCAUCUCAUCCAUAUGCGCCUGCCUCCACACAUCAUGAUUGUGUGGCGUCACGUCAGAACGGCUCCUGUCCCGACGGCGACAAGUGUCCCUUUGCCCAUGGCGAGAGGGAGCUCAGGUGCACCGACGACUACUUCAAGACCGGUCAGCAAACCACAGCACAGCACAGCACAGCACAGCACACGAGGGAGCAGCAGACAGACAGACAGACAGACAUGUGAGAGUGAUGCGCGCGUGUGUCAGAUCUGUGUAAGUACUGGAAGGCCGGGAGGUGCCACGCGGGCAAAUCGUGCCGACAUGCACACGGUGAGUGAGUCAGUCAGGGAAAGGAGCUCACCAGCGAGACAGCGCACCGCGCCGCCUAUCAGAUGGGAGGGUGCACAUAUGUUGUGCGAAUGAAUGAACCAUUCCUGUGUCUUCGUUGCCUUGAUCCUUGGACACGUGUGCAUCAGGGCUGGAGGAGCUUCGGCCGCGCAAGUGAGAAACCACAACUCAAUCACUCACCAGUCCACUCACCCAGACCGACUUGUGGAUGGAUAUCUCUCUCUCUCUCUCUGUUCUCAUUCGUGUGUGCAGGUUCCGUCCUGACGAGAUCGAGCAGAUGAAGCAUGGCGCGACGCUCUACGACAUCCUGCGGGACCGGCAGGCCUCCGACGGGCCGCCCAUCCACCUCUCACCGGGAUCUGAGCUCGAGGUCACACCCAUCACCCACCAUCCCACCCACCCACACACACACACACACAUUAAAGGAAGAUCCCUGCACUCCUUUGGUGCGUGCAGACACUCGAAGCGAUGGGCCUGCGCAAUCUCUCUGAGCGGCACGACCAGCACCCUGCUCUCCGGUAUAGGGGCGACGGCAUCAAGCCUCCACGGCUAGACGAGAAUGCGGGCACGGGCGAGACGCCGGGCGGUGCGAAGGGUGGUGGCCGCCCGGGCGGGAUGGACGUGCAGGCGCUGAUCCAGGCGGCAGCGAGGAUGCACAACAACAGCAGCUGCAGUCACCACCAGCCGCCUUUGGUGAGGGGUGCGAGCGGUCCGGCGAUGGCCGGCGGGGGUGGACUGGGGCAAAGUACCCCUCCGCCCUGCAGAACACACGACUUGCCCAAACCACCACACGUAAGAAAGAUCACUGACUGACACGAGAUGACACACAGAGACUGGGUAAGAAUUCUCAUCUCUCUGUUGGCUUGUUCGUGUGUGGUGGCGGUAUAUAUGUCAUUGAUGUCAUCAGAGUGCGUCAGUGGGCGACUUGCUCAAGACGAUCGUGCCAUCCCGCGACCAGCAGCACCAGCCGCCGCCUCGCCCGUCAGCCCCGCCCCACCCUGCCCCCUCCCCCAGCGCAGCCGUGCGGUUCGAAGGCCUCCCCUUCUUCCACCCACACCCACACGCCCCUCCACACCAACACCCACACCCACACGCACACCAUCCCAGGGGCAUGCCCCUGCCCAUCGCGGCCGUGCCAUGCAUCCCCUCGCAGCCGCCAUUGCCGCCAUACCCGGCCUCUAUCAUGGCUGCAGGAGGCGACGACCGCCGUCACCCAGCACACCCUGCGCACACGGGCAGGCCGCCGAUCGUCCCGCUCGUCACGCCGCUGACCAUCACUGGCACAGUGGUGCCACCGACCGUGCCCUCAUCGGGUGCCGGUGCUGCCAACACAGCGAGCACACCGGCCACUGCGUCGGCGAAGGCACGGAGGCCAAGAGAGAGGGGCGAGCGGGGUGAGCGGAAGGAGAGGCGGGCGGGGGAAGAGGACAAGUCGGUGCCGAGUGUGGGAGCGAGUGCGGGUAGCUCGCCAGGCGUGCCGGGGAGGCGUCACAGGCGGCGGCAUGGCCGGAGGGGUGGGGAGGAGAGGAAGGGCAGCACUGUGGACGAGGAGAGUGCUGCCAUUGACCAAGAGCAGGAGGAGGAUGCUGCGGCAGGAAGGAAGACUGGCGAGACCGGGGGCUAUGGCGGCAGGUGGGUGCGGCGAACAUCUUCACGCUCUGUCUGUGCGCUCCCUCGCUCACCCUGUCCUUUGUCUGUCUGUCUGUCUGUCUCUGACUGCCUGUGUCCCAAGCUCUCUCAGCCGCUCCACCACACGAGCGCCCGACAGCCCGUUUCUCACCUCCGACGCCGAGAGAGAGAUGCCGUCAGGCCCCGCGCCAGUGCAUUCCCAGCCAGCCACCCCGCCCCCCAAGCCCCCACACGCCAAACAACCGCACCAUGAGGACGGCGAGACCACCACGGGCAGCAUCGAGACCAUCGACGACGACCUCCGCAGCCACUCUGCCCCCGCCACCCUCACACCCAGCCUCUCGCAGCCGGAAGGCCAGGAGUGGUACAUGGAGCAGCAGCUGGGGCGGCGCGGUGCUGGUGGGGGCGGUGUCUCGUCAGGGGUCAAGGGCGACCAUCAUCAGAAGGACGGGAGCAUCGGUCCCGUGAGUGUGGGGAUGGCUGUGCCGUCGUCGCUCGAGACGACGCCCGAGGCGGAGGGGAUGGGCGAUUUGGUGCCGAUGGAGGGCUUCGAGAGGCUGGAGCCGGGGGUGGACUCUUCGGCAGAGGAUGGCGACUACAGGUGCGAUGAGCCACACAGAUGGACGGAGGGUCACAUGUGGCCUUCAUCUGCAAUUCUUUCUUUCUUUCUGACCUUUAAAUAUUGACUUUUUGCAGUGCGGACGAUCUUGACCACCAGCAGCAGCAGGGGUCGUCUUCUCGCCAGCCACUGCCACGGUCCAAGAGCUCCCCUUCCCUGCAGUCCACCCUCCUCCCCUCUCAAAUCCGAUGGUCCACCCUCCCCCCGCCCGACACAGAGACCACCCCCCAGGCCACCCCCCUCAAUCCCAACCCCCCGCCCCCCACACCAGCCACCGGCCACGCCAAGGCCAUGCACCCACAGCACCCGGCAGUGUUCUUCCCAGAGGAGAAGUUCCAGCAGUCACUCGCCAAGGCGGGGUACCCUUACCCACCGCGGCCCACUGCUGCUGGUGGUGUGGUCAAGGACGACAGGAAGCGGCACAACACGAUCGCGGUGCCGUGUCCGUAUGUGCAUGUGGCGUCGUCACACGCGCACUACACCCACACGGGCGCCUCCCCGCUGCCCCCACUACUGCCCCCACCCCUCGACGCUCGCAAGACCGGCGCUCCGUUCGGGGCGCUGCUGCCGCACCCGCCCCCGCCAAGAGAGGAGGGCUCAAUGGCGCCGUCAGGAGGGACCCCAGUGUACCCCUUCCCCCCACCCUUUGGCGGGCCACGUCUGGCCUAUCCCGCUUCGCCAGAGUAUCCCGGCGCCGCUGGGGGGAGUGCGGACGAGGGCGAGGGCGGGGAGAGGGGGGGACCACAGCAGCAGCAGCAGCAGCACCAUGGGUGGAGCUACCCUGCUGCUGCGGGGAUGCACCACGUCGGACACCAUUAUACGGUCAGCAAAGGGAAUAAACAAAGAGCUCUUGCCUGGAUGGAUGGAUGGAUGUGUGUGUGUCUGCCGCGGUCAUAUGCUCACACACAGGCGCCACACGCAUACGCCCUCCCCCCCGGCCCCCAUGGCCACCCCGCUGCAGCUCACGUGGUGGUGGGUGUGACCCCCGAGCAGUACAGCGCCAUGGUGGUGGCAAUGGGCAUGUCGCACGAGAUGGGCCUGCCACCACCAGGACCCCCGCCCCCACACCCACACACGCACCAUACGUCCGCACCGGCGAGCAGAUCGGUGAGCGAUGGCGGCAGUGGCAAUGGCGGCAGUGGUGGAGGGGAGUCCCACCACCAGCAGCAGCAGGGGCAGCAGCAGCAGCAGCCGGCGGGUCCUGGGGGUGUUGCUGCGCCGAGCCCGAUGCACUACCUCCUGGCUGCUGUGCCCUACGAAGGUCAGUCGGGAGGCUGGACAAGAGAUCUCUUUGAUGGAGGUCAUGUGCUCUCUCUCUCUCUCUCCCUGGGUGUGUCUGGCAGAGGUGAAGCUGGCGCAGCCCGACUACUACGAGGAGUGAAAAGCGGAGAGGCAAAUCGACGAGCGGGGGCAUUCAUGUGUGUGUGUGUGGCUGGGAUGUGUGUGUGUCUUGGUGGGGUGUGUGUGUGUGUGUGUGGCGACUGGCGACUGACUACCCUAGGCGGCUGUGCGUGUGUAUGGAUGCGUGUGUAAGC